AUGGAUUGCCAAUUCAAAAUUAACAGCUCAAAAGCCCCUCUGGAAGCAUGCUGUGAGAAAGAGCUGAAUCUUGAGCCUGCCGUCUCUAUGAGGCAAGGCGAAGUCGACUCUGAUGUGGAGAGAUUUGGCAAACUCCAUCGAACCUUGACUCCGCGCUUGAUUCACGUGAUAUCCUUGGGCUCCAAUGUAGGAAGUGGACUUUUCAUAGCCACGGGAAAGGCCCUCGCUGAUGGGGGCCCCGGUAGCAUGUUCUUGGGCUAUCUGGUGGUAUGCAUCGGCGUGUGGGCCAACCUCCAGACAUUGACGGAGAUGACGAUCACCUUUCCCACCUCAGGCAAUUAUAUUGAUUAUGCCGAUCGAUGGGUUGAUCCAGCAUUGGCUUUUGGCGCUGGUUUGGCAGAAUGGCUGGGAUGGACAUCAGUCUUUGCGUCCGAAGCAACCUUUUUCGUCCUUCUCGUCGACUUUUGGGCUGGAGGGGCCAUUCCAGAGGCAGCUUUACUCACUAUCUUCCUGGUCAUCUGCCUAGUGGUCUUUUUGAUGCCAAACAAGUAUUUCGGUUGGCUGCAAUACUUUGGCUCCCUCGUCAAGGUGUUCCUAUUUGUCUUUCUUACAAUAUUGUCCCUGGCCAUCAUUGGUGGUGCUGGCCCAUCUGGAUAUGUGCGGGAUGGGAGCACUUGGACCGACUUGCCUGCCUUCAAAAACGGUUUCGGGGGAUUUUCCAACGCUGCCCUACUUGCUCUCUGGGCCAUCGGCGACCAGGUGUUUAUUGGGGUCAUGGGUGGCGAAGCUGAGUCCCCCCGCUACUCCAUGGCACACUCGGCCAAUCUAAUCCCAUGGCGAGUAGCGGUUCUCUACCUGGUUUCUGUUGUUCUCGUCUCUCUUAUUGUCCCGUCAAACGACCCCCGUCUGUUAGGAGGCUCGAGCACGACCACGUCCCCCUUCGUUAUUGCAGUCGAGGAUGCAGGAAUCAAGGGCAUCCCUGACCUUAUCAACGCCUGUUUGAUUAUUGGCAUCCUGGCCAUUGCUCUCGAAUGCAUAUUCCUACCAUCUCGAAUCCUUCGCACCAUGGCGCUCCAAAAGCUGUUACCCUCUUUUGUGGCCAAUGUCGACGAAAAAGGUCGCCCGAGGUGGGCACUUAUCAUUACAGCCAUUACGGCCAUUGUCUUGACCUACAUGAGCUUGAGCGCCGGCGGCCUGGAGGUGCUAAAUUGGCUAAUCGCCAUCACAAGCGCCUCCUUCUUCACCAACUGGGCCAUCAUCGCCUUCACCUCCUUUCACUUCCGAGCCGCCAUCAAGGCACAAAACAGCGCAGUCCUCACAUGCCCGUACGGAUGGCAAUCAUACUACUGGCCACUUGCCCCAGUGACCGUUCUCAUUAUCACGAGCCUACUAUUAGUCUGCAUUCUCUAUCUAAGCAUUGCUCCCAUUGGAGCUGGUUUCUCUCUCUAUAACUUCUUCUCCUACAUGAUCGGAAUAACACUGAUCAUUGUCGCGACCGCCUUGUACAAAAUUAUUCUCCGCACGCCCUGGCGCGACCCCGCCACUGCAGACCUGGUAACGGGCCGUGCCGAGCUGACCGCAAAAGAAAUCCGGCAGCUCGACGCGUACUACGAGCGGCCAGCGUGGCGGCGGAUAGGGACGUAUAUGCGGCUAUGGUAG
Aspergillus ibericus CBS 121593 is the source of this 1659-nucleotide messenger RNA. RefSeq names its product proline-specific permease. The record is from RefSeq and is a predicted model, not a curated record. NCBI's taxonomy places the organism in Eukaryota, Fungi, Ascomycota, Eurotiomycetes, Eurotiales, Aspergillaceae. The coding region runs from base 1 to 1659 and encodes 552 amino acids. Gene Ontology annotation, molecular function: amino acid transmembrane transporter activity. Gene Ontology annotation, cellular component: membrane. Gene Ontology annotation, biological process: amino acid transmembrane transport. The transcript has 7 exons.